Glossina fuscipes is the source of this 1193-nucleotide messenger RNA. Its product is annotated as ceramide-1-phosphate transfer protein. Gene Ontology annotation, biological process: ceramide transport; intermembrane lipid transfer. Bases 48 to 683 code for a protein of 211 amino acids. The record is from RefSeq and is a predicted model, not a curated record. Gene Ontology annotation, cellular component: cytoplasm; membrane; cytosol. Lineage: Eukaryota; Metazoa; Arthropoda; Insecta; Diptera; Glossinidae. The transcript has 3 exons. Gene Ontology annotation, molecular function: ceramide 1-phosphate binding; ceramide 1-phosphate transfer activity.
UAUUAGUAAAUUUAAUUGGAAGUAUUGAAGAAACUGAAAUUAUCCAAAUGGCUGCUUUGGAGCGUUUUGAUAUUGAGAAAGUAAAGCAAAUAUUUGAAGAAAGUUUACGCGACGAUGAUGAUGUGUUACUCGAUGAGUACCUAAAAGCUUAUGAGGAAAUAAAUAAGUUUUUUAAUUUAAUGGGUACGGUCUUCAGUUUCGUUAGCAGUGAUGUUCGCUCCAAAAUUGAUAUUUUAUAUGACUUUCGAAGCGAAACUGAUGCGGAAAGGGCGGAAAAUUUUAUAACUGUUAAAACGAUGAUGACCUAUGAAAAAGAAAAUGGUCUUUUAAAGGAUGCAAAAUAUAUAUCCGGUAGUCGGACUUUAUUGCGUUUACACAGAGGAUUAGAAUUUAUCUAUGAAUUCUUGAGUCGUUUAGCAAGCUUGACAGAGUUCGACAAAACGCAAUUGGCUUGCAAGUUGGCUUAUGAAAUGACUUUAGCUAAACAUCAUCCAUGGGUGAUACGAAAAGGGGCUUUGGUUGCUAUGUACGCUUUGCCGACACAAGGUGAACUUUUAAAACGAGUUUGCUGCAACGUGGCAAGAGCCAUUGAAAUCUUACCGGAAAUGUUGAAUAACACUAAAUUAGUUUACGAUCGCACUGAGGCAUUAUAUACUUUGUAUGAUCUUCAUCAUUUACCUUAAUUUCUAGGCAAUUUGUUGUACCUGUAUUAAAUUAUUACGAACGUUUCGUAAUGCUUGUUAUAACUACUUACUGUACUCGCCAGAGGGAGUAUCUUUAGGGUCAGUAUGUCUGUAUACUGCGAAAUCACACCGGAAAUCUGUCCUUAAAUCCUGCCUUAAAAAUUGUUUGAAGAUUUUGUGUAAGCUAAUCAUUCCAACCUUUUGUUUUGUUAAAUAUUUGCUUGUAUUUUGUUAUUUGGUUGCUUUGUGUUAUAGCAAGGGAGAAUUCACUGGGCAGUACUGCCAUAUGUAUAUAUUAUGUUACAUACAUGUACGUGUUGUUAUCCAUUUUUAAAAUGAAAGUAUAUUUAUUUAAAAAAAAUAAGCCAGUGGUGGGUAUUAAAAAGGUUCGGUUCAAGCCGAAUGUAGAUUAGAUUAUUUUUUUAAUAUUAUGUCCGCAUUUACUGAAGUAUUUUAACACUAUUUUUUUUACAUUUAUUUCCUUAAUAAAAAUUAUAAUUUUCUAAUGAA